Molecule: messenger RNA, 2085 nt
Organism: Cryptotermes secundus
Lineage: Eukaryota; Metazoa; Arthropoda; Insecta; Blattodea; Kalotermitidae
Product: U3 small nucleolar ribonucleoprotein protein MPP10
Exons: 10
Coding region: 69-1970 (633 amino acids)
Biological process (GO): rRNA processing
Cellular component (GO): Mpp10 complex; sno(s)RNA-containing ribonucleoprotein complex; nucleus
Source: RefSeq, a predicted model, not a curated record
CCUACUAUGAAAAUAUAAAAUGGCGCUGUGCUGUUGAGGCUGUCGCGCAUGUGUUUUAUUUACUCGCAAUGGCAAAAUCUUUAAAUGAUUUCUUACCAAUUUUCGAACGUUUAACAAAGAAACCUGAAGAUUAUUUGAGUGUUCAGGAUAGUGUUGCUGCGGAUGUGAGGGAGUUCCUGAAGGUGCUCUAUGACUUCACAAAGUGUAUGGAGGAUGGCCUGCCAUCUGGUGAUGCUCUACCAGAAUUGAUUAUACGAGGGUUUGAUGAGGAACAGAUCUGGCAGGAACUGGAGCUACAGAAUGAGGGGCGGAGUCAAGGUUUGAUGUCCGAUGUGGCAACCCUUGUGGCUCAGAAAUAUCUGCUGAAGUUUCCUUUUAUACUGAAGAGUGAAGAGAGCAUGACUGAUGAUGGGGAGUUGCAGACAGAUGGUGACCUAGCAUCAGCAGCAGACAGUGAGACAGAUAUAUCGGCUGUCAUGGAACCCGAAAUGAAGAAAUCCAAAGGUCAGCAGACAGAUGAUGGCCUAGCAUCAGCUCCAGACAGUGAGACAGAUAUGUCGGCCUUCAUGGAACCUGUGAUAAAGAAAUCCAAAGUGCAGCGCUGUCCAUCAGUAGUGGAUGAUCAGUUCUUCAAGUUGAGCGAGUUGGAGUGUUUCCUGGAGCAUGAGGACAAGCGUGAGGCAGGCCAACACAGCGGCAGCAGCGAUGAAUCUGUUGACUUAUUUCAGCCAUUGGAUGAUGAUACUGAUGAAGAGGCUGAGGGUCCACACUAUGGAGACUUCUUUGAUGCCCCUCUUGAAGGUGGAGAGGUCCAGAACCUGCGGGAUGAGAGUGACUCAGACUGGAUGGAAGUGGGAGAGAAUGAUGAAGAUGCAGCAGAUGGGAAGUUUGAUGCAGAGGAGGAGAUCUAUACCAAGAAAGUUCGGUUUCAUGAGGCAAGAAUGUUUGACAAGGAGAAUGAAGCAGAGGAAGCCAAGUCGAGUCUGGAGAGGAGGCAGGAGCGUCUGCGGGCAAGGCUGGACGAUCUAGAGGAACAGGCAUUGGCAGAGAAGCCUUGGCAACUGAAAGGCGAGGUCUCUGCUUCUGCUCGGCCACAGAACUCGCUGCUAGAAGAAGUGGUGGAGUUUGACCUGACCAUGAGACCAGCCCCUGUGAUCACAGAGCAGACCACAUUGCAGCUGGAGGACAUUAUCCGACAGCGAGUGAAAGAUCGGGCUUGGGAUGAUGUCGAAAAGAAAGUGAAACCUGUGGAAACCCCUAACGAGUAUAAGAAGAAGCUUGUUCUAGAUCAUGAAAAGAGCAAACUCAGUCUUGCCCGGAUCUAUGAGCAGGACUACAUUAAGCAGCAUGAAGCGCAGGAAGCAGCUCCUCAGGACGGGCAGCCACAAGAGGAGCCACCCGAACACCAUACAGUGCGGAUCAUGAUGGCUUCUGUGUUCUCAAUGCUGGAUGCACUGUCUAAUUUCUAUUUCACACCUAAACCACCGGCCCCAGAAGUGAAGAUUGUCAGCAACAUACCAGCCAUUAGCCUGGAAGAGGUCGCACCUGUGGCAACCAGUGAUGCAGCCCUCCUAGCACCAGAAGAGGUGCAAGGUCGACUGAAAGGUGAUUUGAUUGGCAAGGCUGAGCGUACAUCUUCUGACAAGAAGAGAGAACGUCGACACAAGAAAGUCAGACAGAGGGAACGACAGCGUGACAGAGAUAAGAGGGAACGAGCAGUUGAGAAGUUGCGGCCAGGCCUGGGGAACAAGUACAGUAAGGCUCAGGCAUUGCGAGACCUGGAGAAAGCCACAAAGAACAGCAACAUGACACAGGUUGCUGAGAAGCCUCAUGCAAAGGCCAUUCGGUCGUCAUCAGCAUUCUUCAGCCGUCUGCAGGAUGAAGUGAGGAGCCAUAUCAAGAUGAAGACUGCAGGUAGCAGCCAGGGUCAACAGAAGGAUGUUAGGUCUGCCAAGAGAAUGAAGUUGUGAUGUGCGUUUUGCAUCACACUGGCUCCUUUUGUAGCAUCUCGGGACUUACAGCAGGUCGAUCACGCAGGCCGAGUUUGUUGUUACUUCUGUAUAUAAAUUAAAUUGGUUGAAUGAA